Messenger RNA from Conger conger (European conger), 1589 nucleotides. Its product is annotated as butyrophilin subfamily 2 member A2-like. The transcript is spliced from 5 exons. Gene Ontology annotation, biological process: positive regulation of T cell proliferation; cellular response to lipopolysaccharide; immune response. Gene Ontology annotation, cellular component: external side of plasma membrane. The record is from RefSeq and is a predicted model, not a curated record. Lineage: Eukaryota; Metazoa; Chordata; Actinopteri; Anguilliformes; Congridae. Bases 1 to 1116 code for a protein of 371 amino acids.
AUGAAGUGCGCAGUGAGGAGGGAGGAGACGCAGUGCGGGGGGUUGGAGACGCAGUGCGGGGGGGGAGACGCAGUGCGGGGGGUGGAGAAGCAGUGCGGGGGAGGAGACACAGUGUGGGGGGGAGGAGACGCAGUACGGGGGGUUGGAGAUGCAGUGCGGGGAGGAGGAGACGCAGUGCGGGGGGAGGAGACUCGGUGUGGGGGGGAGGAGACGCAGUGCGGGGGUGGAGAUGCAGUGCGGGGGGUUGGAGACGCAGUGCGGGGGGAGGAGACGCAGUGCAGGGGUUUGUCAGUGCGAGGUCCUGCAAUGCCACUACGUGUCCAGCUGGGGGCGUCUGUGACGUUGCCCUGCACUGUGGAUACCCCAAUACCUCUGCAUGAGCUGGAGGUGCAGUGGAUGAGGGAAGAUUCUGGAAGCCUGGUGCAUCUGUCCCUGGGAGGAGAGAGUCGGCCAGAAUCACAGAGCCCAGCGUACAGUGGCAGGGCCGAGUUUUUCACUGAAGAAAUCUCCAAAGGAAACUUCUCUCUGCUGCUUAUGAAUGUAACCACCGAAGACAAAGGGAUGUACAAGUGUGUAGUUCACACUGAACACGAGUCUAGUGAAACAAAUGUGACAAUAGAUACUGAACGGCUGGUGGUGACUGGUGCAGACGUGCCCGUAUUUGCAUAUGCUGGUGAAGAUGUGAUUCUGAACUGCUCAGUGGACACCCAUGUUCCUCUCAGAGAGUUAGAAGUCGAGUGGAUGAAGACAAAUGAAGAAAUCCAGGUGCUGCUGUUUAUGGAGGGGCGGUACAGACCGGAGUCACAGCCUGAGAGAUUCAGAGGGCGUGCUGAGUUCUUCAGUGAGGAGAUUCCCAAAGGCAACUUCUCAAUGAAACUGAGGGAUGUAAAACCUGAAGAUGGAGGGGAAUUCAUGUGCAGAGUCCAUACAUGUGCAGAGUCCAUAAGCCUCUAUACAUACUCAGCCAAUGCAACGACAUUGCUCGAAAUAAGUCGGUUUUCUACCUUGCAAUGGAUUUUAUUGAUUACUCUCCCAAUUAUUGGACUUAUUAUUAUUAUGUGCAUUGCAAAGUUAUGCUGCAAGGGUAAGUGCUCUUUACUUUUCCAUUCCAUUUAAAAUCAUCUAAUAAUAAAAUGCAGAUAGAAAUACAGCCGCAAGCAGCAAUGUCAGGGUCCAAGCACCAUGGGUGAGCCAAAGCACAUUGGCAGGUACUUUGUCAUGAACUGAAAACUUAGUUAACAGGGCGUUGCUGCAAAAGAGCAUGUGUGCUCAGUCAACUUACCCCGUAUAAGUAAAUCUUCAUAAAAUAAGUACUGCUUGUUGGGUUUUACCUUUUUGGUUUUUGUCACAAUACAGGCAUACAGUCUGAAAAAGACAGAAAGUCUCCAUUUAGCCCCCAAAACGUGUUGAGAACGAUUGAGGACGUAUUGGACAUUGCCGGAGAUUUGGAUCCAUGAUGACCUUUUGGCAUUCUGCUCACCUGAUGGCCUGUGGCCUUUGACGCACAGUACUUGCGUCCCAGGCUCAAGGACAUGUGGCCCAUCAUAUCAGAAGAAAGCCAGAAGAGACACUUCAUCUUGAAUCCUGAC